AUAUGUUUAUAUCAUAGGGAAGAUGUAAUAAUAUAUUCGAGACACUUUAUAUAUUUGAAUAAUAAAGAGAUGUGCUAUUGGUUAUAACUUACAUCAUAUAAAUUGAAAAUAUAGAUUGAAAACUUCUGGAUUAUACUACGUAAUUUUUAUCGAUCUCGACAUUUUGUUAUAUUUUUAUUUUAUUUUAUAACCUGAUGGAUGGAGGAACUUCUCAACCUGGGACUCGAUUAUGAAUCUUGUCCUCUCGCGUGAACUCCAAAGGAGAGAAAUUUCAUUGAAGAACUUACUAUUCGUCACUUUCGAAAAUUUUCACUUUUCAUAAGUUCGCGCUAGAGGAAAAGCCCCUGGAUCUUCACGCAUUUACCUAACCAAAUAAUUUUUUAUACAUAUACCUGUGACGAAUGCGGAGUAACGUUACAAAUUUAUUAUACAAAAUUAUCACAUGGUACUAUUAAUGUGCACGUCCGCUGUUACUGAAUCUUUUAUUCGACAGUUUACUCCAAUACCACAGUUUGCAGCAAGUAGACGAGUUAUGAAAAUGGCUGCACGUUACAUUUAUGUGACAUUUAUAUCAUAAAUGCCACAUUUGUGUUUACUGGAGCAAUAAGAACAUUUAAAAGAAAAACAAUUAAACUAAACAUGUUCCUCCUCUCAAAGGAAGUCAAAUAUGAAAGGGUUAAAUGAUCUCACAGAUGUAUAGGCUUCGACUCGACUGCAAAUCGAAUGUGCAAGAAUGUAUGUAGACACAUGUCGCUGGAUGUACGAAAAGCGACACGUUACAUAUUAUUUGUUUUCGUCCCACGAACGAUUUAUAUUGAUGGUUGUUAGCUUAGGAUACCGAAGCGUCGUGUUGCAAACGCGAACGCCAUGUAAAUCAAUCAAAAUUGAUUUAAGGGUCCCGGUAUAUGUUAAGCAUACGUAUAAUGUAGAUGCAUAUGAGAGAGACGCCCAGUCGUCUCUAUUAAUUUGUAUCUUAAUUCGUACGCCAAUCUCUAGGCUUUUAAUUUACUCGCGCGUUUAAGAAACGCAUUACUCACGUUGAUCUUGUGAAUUGUCAUCUUCGAAAACCAACAAAGUUUUAUAUUCAUAUCGUGCCGUUCUUUCACGUUAAACGAAUGACUUGGAAUGUUUAUGUUAGUCAAUGAAAGAAGCUACCGCUGCUUUCUUCAUUUCCGCAUUUUUAUUCGAUUUUACUCAGAAUGUUUUAAAAAAUAUCGAUUUCGCGCGAAAAGCUGUAAAACGUGCGCGAAAUGUAAAAGCAAAAAAAAAUACUUGAGUCUCAUCAGUGACGUAAAACGCUAAUCGACACUUUCAUCUUAUUUGACCCGUUGUCGCUAACGAGACUUUUACAGCUUCACAUUUACGAGCGCCGACGUAUUUACGCGCGUGCAUGAAGACGUCGCGCGGUUUCGCAAUGCCACUGUCAGUCGCAAGCCGAUCAUCGCGCACGAAUAAAUGCCUUGAUGGCUCGAAGCGGAAAUCUUGCCGUGUGUGUGAAAAAAAAGAGAUUUAAGCAAAAAAUCCGCGAAGCCGCGCGCACGGAUCGCCUCCCCGUGCCGCAUUCUCUGCCAUGUCACGCUCGAGAUAGCAUCGAGAAGCCACGACUUUUUCUAAGUCUUAAGACUAAUAAGAGUAAUAUAAUCACGCUAUACGUGUAUGUAUGUAUCCGUAGUGUAAUAUCUUUACACGCACACAAGAACUCAGUCCAGACGUUGGAGGAUAAGAUGACGAUUCAAUAUCACGAAACUGAAGUGAGCAACGCUGUUCCCUCUAAAAGAAGAAAAAAGUAUCAUACGAGUUUAGUCUUUUAUCUCCAAGACAUGAAUAAAUGAAAGCUAUCUCUCUACGGCUCCGGAGUAGAAGAAAAUGCCAUUAUGUAUUUUCACAUGGAGACCGUGUCUGAUCCCUACCGUUUAUCUUCCCUACCGUGUCUGCGCCCUAUCCUCUACCCCGCGGCCAUCGAGGUGGUGAUAAAAGAGCAAGAGAAGAAAGGUGCGCGAGAACACCUCGUGUGCGUUGUAGCGAGGAGGAGGGCGAGCCCGUUAUAAGCUCGAGCAGCGGCUAUUCAGCGGCUUAGGCGGCCUAGUGGAGUCGGCACGGUCCCCGCCGGUGGUUCGCGCACGUGGACCUGCAAGUCCCCGUGUCCCCGCGCGCCGUUCGUUGUCUCUUCUCCCGCGGUGUCUCGGGUUCUUCGCACGCUAUUCUGGCAGCCCGGGGUAUGAACAAUCGGCCACGCAGACCGUCGCCCUUCGCGAUGCUGGUGCUGGUGCUCGUGGUGCAGGUGAUCGCGACGAUCGUACCCGCGGCGGCUGUCGGGUCCCUGUCCAGAUCACUCAGCUUCGACGACGUUCGCCUGGAGGAGGACGACAACGCCGACGUCGUCGAAGCCGCGAUCGAUCCGGAUCAGUUCGGAUCGAGGGAGGGUCGGGGCAUUCUUUGGAACGGAGCCACGACUCGCGAGACCUGCCUGACUUCGAAAGGCGAGAUCGGUCGUUGCACGACCUUCAAGGAGUGCUAUCCGUACUUCAAGAUUCCGGACCUUGGUGCUCUGGACGGCUGGGUCCUCGGCGUCUACGACACGUGCAGCUACUUCCGCGAGGAUGGAAGCCCGAGCUUCGGGAUCUGUUGCUCGAACCUGAAUCCCUUUGUCACGCCUGAUCCCGACAAUUGCGACAAUCCUACCGUAGAGCAUCCCCAGGUGGAGGACAAUAAGAAGAAAAGCGAGGACGCGGGGAUAGCACGCCCUCAGGCAGCACCUACUUGGCCACCACCGAUUCCCACACAUCCGCCCGACCACACGAUACCGCCACUUCCGACUCAUCCACCAUCGCCCGGUCUACCGACCUGGUCCACCACGGCGAAACCGACGUUCAGCACGAGCUCGAAAAGACCUAGCGUCGCUACCACGUGGCCGACGAAGAAACCAGGCUGGUGGAUCACCUCGUCGACGUCCACGUCGACGACCAGCAAGUCUCCGAUCAGCGGAGACUUCGCCAAUUCGCAGUGCGGUGCCAAGAACGGCAAUCAGGAUCAAGAGCGUAUCGUGGGAGGGAAAAAUGCAGACCCGGGUGAAUGGCCGUGGAUCGCCGCGCUCUUCAAUGCUGGACGGCAAUUCUGCGGCGGAUCGCUCAUCGACGACACGCACGUGUUGUCGGCGGCGCACUGCGUGGCAAAUAUGAACUCUUGGGACGUCGCGAGACUGACAGUUCGCCUCGGUGACUACAAUAUUAAGACGAAUACCGAGAUUCGUCAUAUCGAGAGACGCGUGAAGAGAGUUGUGAGGCACCGAGGCUUCAACUCCCGUACGCUCUACAACGACGUGGCGCUUCUUACGCUAAGCGAGCCGGUGGAAUUCACCGAACAAAUACGGCCUAUCUGUCUUCCUAGCGGCUCGCAAUUGUAUUCCGGCAAGACGGCGACCGUCAUUGGAUGGGGUUCUUUGAGAGAAAGUGGGCCGCAGCCAGCGAUUUUGCAAGAAGUUUCAAUACCAGUGUGGUCGAACAGCGAGUGUAAACUGAAAUACGGUGCAGCGGCACCAGGUGGAAUAGUUGACAGUUUCCUGUGCGCCGGUCGAGCCGCUAAGGAUUCAUGCUCGGGCGACAGUGGAGGACCCUUAAUGGUGAACGACGGUCGCUGGACGCAAGUGGGUAUCGUAUCAUGGGGCAUAGGAUGUGGCAAGGGGCAAUACCCAGGCGUGUACACGAGAGUGACACACUUUUUGCCGUGGAUUUAUAAGAAUCUAAAGUAGAAGACACGCGCGUACUUAUCGCC
Vollenhovia emeryi is the source of this 3771-nucleotide messenger RNA. Its product is annotated as tryptase. Bases 2219 to 3748 code for a protein of 509 amino acids. Gene Ontology annotation, biological process: proteolysis. NCBI's taxonomy places the organism in Eukaryota, Metazoa, Arthropoda, Insecta, Hymenoptera, Formicidae. The transcript is spliced from 7 exons. Gene Ontology annotation, molecular function: serine-type endopeptidase activity. The record is from RefSeq and is a predicted model, not a curated record.